ACGAGUCCGAAUCAAACCGGUGCAGAUUAAAUACGAAAUUGUACAACUUUCUGUUUCCCAGCUCUAUUUCGCAACAGCCAUGCAGAUCAUCCUGGUGACCCUUCUUUUGGUAGCCUGCACCAGCGCCAGUGUUCUUCGUGAGCGCCGACAGCUGACCGGCGGCAGCGCCAGCUGCACCGCCGAACAAAAAGCUCAGUGCGGGAUGGCACAGUGCCAGAACAACGGCAACUCAAAUACCCAGGUGAUCAGUGGCGGUAACACUGGUGGCGGCGGUCUCCUUAGCUUGGUGCCAAUCAACGCCCUCAAUGGAGCCGGCGUACAGGUGCCCAUCAACGCCAACGUCUGCCCACCGAUUUCCGUCUGCAACGCCUGCUUGGCUGCCAACAUCCUUGGUUAAUGAGUUCAUUAUCUUGAGCUUUAUUUAAGUUGCUAGUACUUAACAGCGCCCUCCGUGUAACGCUUUUCAGAAUAAAACUAUCUGCAUAAACCUCCUAGAAAAUCUGGUCGACGUGCACUUUUAGUGUACUAUAAAACGCUACAUAGGCGGUCACUUUUUGCCGAGUAUUUUGCAAAAUGCAGAGCAAGAGUAGCUCGAUCUUACAUUUAGAAACACAGGGCUCAAAAACUGGAAUUAGUUUGCAAUGAAAAUGGUUAAUGAGCCAGA
This is a messenger RNA of Paramacrobiotus metropolitanus, 664 nucleotides long. RefSeq lists its product as uncharacterized. The coding region runs from base 80 to 397 and encodes 105 amino acids. The transcript is spliced from 2 exons. NCBI's taxonomy places the organism in Eukaryota, Metazoa, Tardigrada, Eutardigrada, Parachela, Macrobiotidae. The record is from RefSeq and is a predicted model, not a curated record.